Mandrillus leucophaeus (drill) is the source of this 1564-nucleotide messenger RNA. RefSeq names its product telomeric repeat binding factor (NIMA-interacting) 1 (gene TERF1). The transcript is spliced from 10 exons. The coding region runs from base 155 to 1471 and encodes 438 amino acids. Gene Ontology annotation, molecular function: protein homodimerization activity; telomeric repeat DNA binding. Gene Ontology annotation, biological process: telomere maintenance. Lineage: Eukaryota; Metazoa; Chordata; Mammalia; Primates; Cercopithecidae. The record is from RefSeq and is a predicted model, not a curated record. Gene Ontology annotation, cellular component: nucleus; chromosome, telomeric region.
GGAACAGGUCUCGGCCAAUCAGAAGCCAGGCUUGAGCCUCUCGCCCACCUCCCGCCGGCGGAAGAGACUCUCCGCGGCCACGCCCCGUGCCCUCGAGAGCGACCCAAUCGUUGCUCGGCGCCCGAAGGGGCAGUACCCGCGCGAGCCAUUGAACAUGGCGGAGGACGCUUCCUCAGCGGCCCCAAGCCCGCGGGGCUGCGCGGAUGGUAGGGAUGCCGACACUACCGAGGAGCAGAUGGCAGAAACGGAGACAAACGACGAGGAGCAGUUCGAGUGUCAGGAACUACUCGAGUGCCAGGUGCAAGUGGGGGCUCCCGAGGAGGAGGAGGAGGAGGACGAGGGCCUGGUGACCGAGGCCGAGGCCGUGGCUGCCGGCUGGAUGCUUGAUUUCCUCUGCCUCUCUCUUUGCCGAGCAUUCCGCGACGGCCGGUCAGAGGACUUCCGCCGGACCCGCAACAGCGCCGAGGCUAUUAUUCAUGGACUAUCCAGUCUAACAGCUUACCAGUUGAGAACGAUAUACAUAUGUCAGUUUUUGACAAGAAUUGCAGCAGGAAAAACCCUUGAUGCACAGUUUGAAAAUGAUGAACGAAUUACACCCUUGGAAUCAGCCCUGAUGAUUUGGGGUUCAAUUGAAAAGGAACAUGACAAACUUCACGAAGAAAUACAGAAUUUAAUUAAAAUUCAGGCUAUAGCUGUUUGUAUGGAAAAUGGCAACUUUAAAGAAGCAGAAGAAGUCUUUGAAAGGAUAUUUGGUGAUCCAAAUUCUUAUAUGCCUUUCAAAAGCAAAUUGCUUAUGAUAAUCUCUCAGAAAGAUACAUUUCAUUCCUUUUUUCAACACUUCAGCUACAACCACAUGAUGGAGAAAAUUAAGAGUUAUGUGAAUUAUGUGCUAAGUGAAAAAUCGUCAACCUUUCUAAUGAAGGCAGCAGCAAAAGUAGUAGAAAGUAAAAGAACAAGAACAAUAACUUCUCAAGAUAAACCUAAUGGUAAUGAUGUUGAAAUGGAAACUGAAGCUAAUUUGGAUACAAGAAAAAGUGUUAGUGACAAACAGUCUGCGGUAACUGAAUCCUCAGAGGGUACAGUAUCCUUAUUGAGGUCUCACAAGAAUCUUUUCUUAUCUAAGUUGCAACAUGGAACCCAGCAACAAGACUUUAAUAAUAAGAAAGAAAGAAGAAUAGGAACUCUUCAAAGUACAAAAAAGAAAAAAGAAAGCAGAAGAGCCACUGAAAGCAGAAUACCUGUUUCAAAGAGUCAACCGGUAACUCCUGAAAAACAUCGAGCUAGAAAAAAACAGGCAUGGCUUUGGGAAGAAGACAAGAAUUUGAGAUCUGGCGUGAGAAAAUAUGGAGAAGGAAACUGGUCUAAAAUACUACUGCAUUAUAAAUUCAACAACCGGACAAGUGUCAUGUUAAAAGACAGAUGGAGGACCAUGAAGAAACUAAAACUGAUUUGCUCAGACAGCGAAGACUGAUUGUGUUUGUAAAAGCUUGAUGAAAGGACAGUUAAGUAUUUUGAUCACUGCAUUUUGUUUGAAACUUGUGUCAUUUAUGUAUUUUAAAACUUU